Pecten maximus is the source of this 4736-nucleotide messenger RNA. RefSeq names its product sn1-specific diacylglycerol lipase beta-like. The transcript is spliced from 14 exons. Gene Ontology annotation, biological process: lipid metabolic process. The record is from RefSeq and is a predicted model, not a curated record. Lineage: Eukaryota; Metazoa; Mollusca; Bivalvia; Pectinida; Pectinidae. Bases 93 to 2345 code for a protein of 750 amino acids.
GCCGACGAUGAGACUUCGGAAUACGGAAGUAAUUGUUACAUUACUAGAAUGAAAGUUUACUGUAUAUAAGACAAUCUAAAGGAGAAAAAAACAUGCCGGGGCUCAUCUUGUUUGGGCGCCGUUGGGGAAUAGGAAGUGAUGAUUUCGUCUUCCCGGUUGUAGCCGAGAUAUUUUUGAGAUUAGCAUGGUUGAUUGCCAUUUCCAUUGUGUUCCACAUCCAUCAGGCUGAGCCACAGAGUUGUUCAGGUGGAACUCUGUUGCAGGCUUAUUUCAUUGGUGCUCUUUGUCUUCUGUGUUUGACCAUAGUGCUGGACAUGGUCAUUGUAUAUACUAGCAUGCAGGGCUCCAUCAUGUAUCCCUACCCUAGGAAGAGGAUGCCACGGCUGUUGUAUGUAAAGAUGAGCGUGUCUGUACCAGAGCUUGCCUGGAUUGUACUGGGAACUUACUGGUCAUUUGGACUUGCCAGUGGCUGUGAGCCCAGUGUAGUAAUGACGGUAAAGGGAGCUGUCCUGUGUGGCUGGGUGAUUGCUUUCCUCAUACUUAUAGGACUUUUCAUUGUGUUUGACCCCCUAGGUGGUCUUCGUGCCAAGAGAUCACAGGGACAUAUUGGAGUGUUGGAAAGUAGCUCACAGCAACAGGUGUUGACCACAGCCCACCACACUGCCAUGAAGACAUGGGAAAGAAGAUGUAAGAUCCUGUGUUGCUGUGUAUCCUGUGAUGAUCAAAGUCAUGAUGCUUUCACAGAAAUUGCUAAACUGCUGACAGACUUUUUCCAGGAUGUGGAGUUGGACCUGGUGGCUACUGACAUUGCAGCAGGACUCAUACUGGUCAACAGGGACCAGGAGGUGUCACAACUUACAGUGACCACUGACAGGACAUGUGAAACCUAUGGUACACUGUCACAGGAAAGAAAGCCUCAUUACAGCCCAGUAACCACAGACAGCCAAGUCUCGGACACAGGCACUAGAGUCGAACAUCCCAGCUCAUCAUCUGGUGCCACUAACAGUGUUCCUACACAUGAGAGACCACCCCUACCACCACAAGACUGGAUGAAUAUUAGGAAUAUGAGUCAUUACAUGAAAUAUGCCAUGGCCAGUUAUGGUUGGCCACUAUUUGUAUUUGCUAACCUAUCACUAGGCCUCUGUAAGCUGUGUGGUGAAUGUCGUUGUUCAUUUUUACAACAUUUGCCGUCAUGGGACAAUUGUUGUGGGAGUGUGAACGAGUCGAUGCGGUGUGAAUACAAUGACAUGAGUGAUCAGAGCCAGUGCUGCGCUUGUGCUCGAGAUAGUGGGGAAGUUCACUAUGACAACUGUUGCCAGUGUCACACUGCAGCCAUAAGAAGAUGGACAGAUGUUGAUGAUGCUGAUCUCCUUUAUGUCAGCUUUUAUAACAAGAUUUACGCCCUCCCUUUUUUUGUGGCUGUAGACAGAAAGGAAAAAUCAGUUGUUGUGUCUGUACGGGGAACGCUGUCCUUGAGGGAUGCCCUGACUGACAUGUCUGCAGACUGUGUGUGUAUUGAGCAGGACGGAUGUAGCGACUGGAAGUGCCACAAAGGUAUCUACCAGGCCGCCUGCUAUAUCAGGGACGAACUACAGACUAAACACAUACUGGAGAAGGCGUUUGAGCAGAACCAGGGUGCCAGAUUAGUGGUGACCGGUCACAGUUUAGGGGCUGGAGCUGCAGCUCUUCUGGCCAUUCUCCUCAAGCCAAACUAUCCAGAUCUCAUCUGCUUCACAUUUUCUCCGCCAGGUGGACUCCUCAGCCUUGAGGCCAGCACCUGUUGCUCAGACUAUAUUUGUUCUGUGGUGUUAGGACGGGACCUUGUACCAAGGCUUGGUAUUUGCUCAAUGGAACAUCUUAAAACAAGCAUAUUGACAGCUAUACGUUGCUGUGAUAGACCUAAGUAUCAGGUGAUAGCCAGUGGUAUGUGGCAGGCAGUGUGUGCUUUGUGUCCUGGGGACAAUGCUAAAUCUUGUGGAUGCGGAAUUGACCAGCCUCUCAUACAAGACUCCGGAACUUCUGCAUAUGUCACCGGACAGAGGAAUGUAGAGGAAGCUAUUCAGAGUGCCAUUAUGCAAAGUGAACAGUACAGGAUCACCUACCCCACCAUGUACCCUCCUGGCCAGGUCCUACACAUCAUGGAAGUUGAUUCAGAUAGGUCAUGCUUUGCCUCACCAGCCUAUUUUGCUGAGUGGAAAACACCUGCUGAUUUCCAGGAAAUCUUGGUUAGUCCAGACAUGCUGACGGACCAUCUCCCAGACAAUGUGUGGAAGGCACUUGUCCAAUUGGCUGACAAACAGUUUAACCCGAAGCCUCCACGCUGUACUUCAAGUACAGCUAUGUGACAGUACCAGUUCUAACUGAUGUUUAGUUUUACUAUCCUUCAAGCUUUACCUUAUGCAGUUGCAUGUCCAAUGUGCCUUCCUGUUAUAACUCUUGCUCAAAAUUAGCGUAUUUUUAUAUUGCAUUCAUAUGUCAUGUAAUAUUUUUACUUAUUUAUGAAUCCCUUAUUAGCUCAGUUGGUCCAAAUGAACAAGGUGAGCUAAUGACAUACUGUGGCAUCCGGCGUCCGUCAUCUGUCGUCCUUCCGUCUGACAGUCAACAAUUGACUUCUUCAUAAUCGCUGAUUGGAAUUUAAGAAAAUUUGACUCGAAGCAUUUCUAGGAAGUUGAAAUUCAAAAUUGUACAAAUGGUGUGGUUGACUCCCCAGGGGCCUAAGAGACGGGGCCAAAAGGGGUCAAUAGGGCUGUAUUGAUAUUUAAAUAAAUUCUCUAUAAACAAUCAAUGGAUACCUCUCAUAUAUAUCUUGUAGCAUCGUUUUGGGAUGGGGAUUCAAAGUUGUGCAAAUGGUUGAGGUUGACCCCCCAGGGGCCUGAGGGGUGGGGUCAAAAUGGGUCCAUUUGGCAUUAUUGAUAUUAAAAUCUUCUUCUCUGGAACUAAGCAAUGUAUCACAUUAAUAUUUCAUUGGUAGCAUCCCUUGGUGACUGGGAUUAAAUUUAUGUAAAUGAUGGACUGACCCCCAGGGGCCUGAGGGUAGGGGUCAAAAAGGGUCCAUUUGGCAAUUAAACAUUAUGGCAAUUAAUGAUUUCUCUGGAACUAAGUAAUGCACAUAUGACAUUUAUAUUUGUAAACAUUGUAGCUGUGUCCAUGUGUACCCACUAAACAGUGUAGCUGUGUCCAUGUGUACCCACUAAACAGUGUAGCUGUGUCCAUGUGUACCCAUUAAACAGUGUAGCUGUGUCUAUGUGUACCCACUAAACAGUGUAGCUCGGUCCAUGUGUACCCAUUAAACAGUGUAGCUCGGUCCAUGUGUACUCAUUAAACAGUGUAGCUGUGUCUAUGUGUACCCAUUAAACAGUGUAGCUUGGUCCAUUUGUACCCAUUAAACAGUGUAGCUGUGUUCAUGUGUACCCAUUAAACAGUGUAGCUGUGUCUAUGUGUACCCAUUAAACAGUGUAGCUGUGUCUAUGUGUACCCAUUAAACAGUGUAGCUGUGUCCAUGUGUACCCAUUAAACAGUGUAGCUGUGUCUAUGUGUACCCAUUAAACAGUGUAGCUUGGUCCAUUUGUACCCAUUAAACAGUGUAGCUGUGUCUAUGUGUACCCACUAAACAGUGUAGCUGUGUCUAUGUGUACCCAUUAAACAGUGUAGCUGUGUCUAUGUGUACCCAUUAAACAGUGUAGCUGUGUCCAUGUGUACCCAUUAAACACUGUAGCUGUGUCUAUGUGUACCCAUUAAACAGUGUAGCUUGGUCCAUUUGUACCCAUUAAACAGUGUAGCUGUGUCUAUGUGUACCCACUAAACAGUGUAGCUGUGUCUAUGUGUACCCAUUAAACAGUGUAGCUGUGUCCAUGUGUACCCACUAAACAGUGUAGCUGUGUCCAUGUGUACCCACUAAACAGUGUAGCUGUGUCUAUGUGUACCCAUUAAACACUGUAGCUGUGUCCAUGUGUACCCACUAAACAGUGUAGCUGUGUCCAUGUGUACCCACUAAACAGUGUAGCUGUGUCCAUGUGUACCCAUUAAACAGUGUUACUCGGUUCAUGUGUACCCAUUAAACAGUGUAGCUGUGUCCAUGUGUACCCAUUAAACAGUGUAGCUGUGUCCAUGUGUACCCAUUAAACACUGUAGCUGUGUCCAUGUGUACCCACUAAACAGUGUAGCUGUGUCCAUGUGUACCCACUAAACAGUGUAGCUGUGUCUAUGUGUACCCAUUAAACACUGUAGCUGUGUCCAUGUGUACCCACUAAACAGUGUAGCUGUGUCCAUGUGUACCCACUAAACAGUGUAGCUGUGUCCAUGUGUACCCACUAAACAGUGUAGCUUGGUCCAUGUGUACCCACUAAACAGUGUAGCGUGGUCCAUGUGUACCCAUAAAACAGUGUAGCUGUGUCCAUGUGUACCCACUAAACAGUGUAGCUUGGUCCGUGUGUACCCAUUAAACAGUGUAGCUUGGUCCAUUUGUACCCAUUAAACAGUGUAGCUGUGUCCAUGUGUACCCACUAAACAGUGUAGCUGUGUCCAUGUGUACCCAUUAAACAGUGUUACUCGGUUCAUGUGUACCCACUAAACAGUGUAGCUUGGUCCAUGUGUACUCAUUAAACACUAUAGCUCGGUCCAUGUGUACCCAUUAAACAGUGUAGCUGUGUCUAUGUGUACCCAUUAAACAGUGUAGCUGUGUCCUUGUGUACCCAUUAAACAGUGUAGCUGUGUCCAUGUGUACCCAUUAAACAGUG